GUUGCUUCAAAGAUGCGUGCGGGCGGGAGCUACACCAAGUUCCACAGAGCUAGAAGCAGCUGAAUCCUUUGAAUCCACUGCCAUGUGAUGUGGGGUCUCCAUCAUCACCGGCGGCAGUUCGGAUACUCCGAAGUUCGCCCUCUCAACGAUCCUCGAAGUGACGUCGACACCUGCUUCAUAGGUCAAGAUGGCUGUCGAGCUACCCAUCAUUUGCUUCAACGAUGUUUACAGGGUGUCUCAGCGCUACGUGCCCCAACCAGGUGCCCCUGAUGACCCGAAAGCCAAAGAGAAUGGGGCAACAAUCACCGUCUCUCAAUUCGGACACGUCCUCUUUUCUGAGCGUGACAAGUGGCAGGAUCGGAAGGGUAAGGGCAAGGAGAGGGGAGAUGGCAAAGGCGUAGAUGCAGUCGAAGGUGAUGCCGAGAAGGAAGGUUUGGUCCUGUUCGCUGGUGAUGUUUUCAAUCCGAGUGUCGAGAGUUCGGUGACUAGAGGGUCACAUAUGGUGCCAGUCUUGAACGCACUCAAGAUUGAUUGUGCCUGCGUCGGUAAUCAUGACUUUGAUUUUGGCUAUCCCCACCUCACCAAACUCAUUUCCGCUACGACAUUCCCCUGGCUCUUGUCGAACAUCGUUGACAAGACGACCGGAGACGUCCCAAAACCUCUUUGCAAGUACUGGGUGACUGAGAGAUGCGGAGUGAAGAUCGGACUAAUAGGUCUUGUGGAAUCCGAUUGGAUCGCUACGAUUCCCUCUUGGCCUGAGAACUUCGAGUAUCAGCCAAUGAAAGAGACAGCCAUUGAGCUCUCAAAGGAAUUGCGUGAUCCGAACGGACAGCACAAGGUGGACAUUAUCAUCGCUCUGACCCACUGCAGAGUUCCUAACGACAUCAAGCUGGCCAACGAGCUCGGCGCAGUUCAAGACAUUGACAAGGUGGAAGAUAAGCAUGGGGUGGACUUGCUCAUCGGUGGACACGAUCAUAUCUACUACAUAGGCAAAGGGGCAAAGAAUUGGGAUGGGUCGCCAGGAGAGCGCGGCGUCGCGGGCACCAAGGAGGAUCGGGGCGUGCGGCUGAUCAAGUCUGGAACCGACUUUCGGGAUCUCACGUCCGCAACGCUGUCGCUCUCUGAACCAUCUAACAAUGUACGUCGGCGCACACUCCACGCUCUCAAUGGGAAGCACCAUUAUAUUCUCCCCUCGACGCCUACCCUUCCGCCUCUCAAAGAGCUGGUAGAUUCUCUUCUGUCCUCCGUAUCCGAGACGCUCUCUAAAAACGUCUGCUUCACCCUCACACCUUUCGAUGCGCGGUCAGAGCUAGUCCGGACGAGAGAGACUGGACUAGGCAACUGGAUCGCCGAUGUCCUACUGCACGCGUACGCCGAAAGCCUGUUGGAGGGAAAGCCAGGCGAGAAUGGCAAAGUAGAAUUUAUGAAGCAAGGCACAACACUUGAGGAUGGCGAGAGCCACGCACGGCGUGGAGGCGCAGACGCAGUCUUACUCUGCGGUGGUACUUUAAGAGGAGACAGCCAGUACGGACCCGGCAAGAUCACCUUGGGGGACAUAUUGGAGAUUUUGCCCUUUGAAGAUCCAGUUGUGUGCAUAGAGAUGGACGGCAAAGGGAUAUGGGAUACCAUGGAGUCGGCUCUAUCUAAAUGGCCCGCGCAAGAAGGCCGCUUUCCUAUCAUCUCGGGUUUAGUGGUCAAGUGGGACCACAAUGCCGAGCCGGGGAAGCGCGUCAGAUCCAUACACCUGACAGAUCCAGAGCUAGAAGAAGAGGAAGAUCCAGAAGACGUGGUCGAGUUCGUUGAGCGCGAAGACGGGACGACCGUGGAGAUCAAGCACAAGAAGAUACACGUCGGAGAGGCAGUAGAAAAUACAACAGAUGGUCGAACCUAUCGGAUCAUCACUCGAGAGUACAUGGCUCAAGGCUAUGAUGGUUUCGAGGCCCUUAAGAAUCGCAAAUUCAUCAUCGAUGAUGAAAACGGUCAAAUCAUGUCGUCAAUCAUCCGAUCCUUUCUCCUCGGUUCCGCGUACAUCUGGAGGCGAAAACAACUUCAGAACGCCAGAGAGAAACAUCUCUCCGCUCGGACUGACAAGGUAUUGGAUCGAGCACGAGCAGAGCAUCUGUCGACUCCUGCUCAAUCUCCUUCCGCUUCGCCUAGGAUGAGUCGCUCGGCUGUCCUUUCUUCUGAAGAUCCACCCAUGUCUCCGAUGAGUGAUCGAAGUGCAUAUACAAGUGGAAGUGCUGGUGGCGGGCGGAGACAUGUGAUUCAGCAUAGCCGGGUGUCUAUUCGAGACGCGAUGCACAUUUCCAAGAAUGAGCACAUGUCCACUGUUGACGAAUGUGCCGGAGAUGAAAUGCGAUCGCACGGAGGCACAUCGCGUCAAGCGGGCAAGGUCGCCGCAGCCAAGAGCCAGGAGGAGAAGGAUGGCGUGGCAGCGGAAUACUUUGUACAUGAUGACGAGAGAGAUAGAUUGAGAUCUCUCUCAGACGACCUGGCCGUCGUCUGUCCACUCGUCGACGGAAGACUCAAGGACAUUGCAGAGGACGAAAAGGACUCUGCAUGAGACAUGCAUG
Molecule: messenger RNA, 2573 nt
Organism: Kockovaella imperatae
Lineage: Eukaryota; Fungi; Basidiomycota; Tremellomycetes; Tremellales; Cuniculitremaceae
Product: Metallo-dependent phosphatase-like protein
Exons: 13
Coding region: 188-2563 (791 amino acids)
Biological process (GO): nucleotide catabolic process
Molecular function (GO): hydrolase activity
Source: RefSeq, a predicted model, not a curated record